CAGUCAACUAUCGGUGGAUCACCGUAACGACGCACGUCUCCACAAUUCUUUUUCAACUUGAGGUCUACGCUCUCCGGAUGCUAACUUGGGUGCUGUCUCUACAACAAUUCUCAGAUAAACGGUGUAUAACCUCGGCAAUUUAUCAGCUUCAAAGAUUCAUAUGCGAUUCUCUUGCCUCAGAUCUACACCAUAUUUCCCUGCCUGACCAUGGGUAACGACACAAGUGCUAGAAAAAAGACUGUCUUUCAGCUCGACACGCCCUUUUCCGAUGUCUCAUGGCCUAAAGUUUCAUUGGAAGACCAGGACACCAUCUUAGAGCUUCUUUGCAACUUCUUGAGUCCCAUCGGCAAACAUCGAAGGGCCCAUGUCAAGGCCUCAAAAGGAAAGAAGGCGUCAAAGAGAGCCGAUAAGGCGAAAACUGAGCGAGCAGGGGAAGACACGGAGAUGCCAGAUUCAGUGAUCCCAGCUCCACCCGAUAUCACGCAUUGCAUUGAUGUAGGCUUCAACUCCAUCAACAGAAAUCUGUCAGCAAUGGCAGAAACCCAGCAGUGUGGUAGCGAUGCCCAAGCCGACAAGGCAGACAACGAAAGGAAACCACUCUCCAUGAUUUUCGUGGCGAGAGGCGACCAGUCUGCCGUCUUCAACUGCCACUUUCCAAAAAUGGUUGGUGUCGCUUCGAGAGAUCAACCAUCAAAAGACAAACCCAGGCUCGUGGGGUUCUCCAAAUCAUGCUCAGAACGGUUGAGCCACUGUCUUGAUGUUGCUCGGGUGUCAGCAGUCGCGAUACACCAAGAUGCGCUUGGCUCCAAAGCACUCUGGGAUGUCGUUUCCAAGGCUGUUGAGCCAGUUCAUAUGGACUGGUUGCACCCUGAUUCGAAUCCAGUGUACCACGCGACUAAGAUCAACGCAAUCCAAACGACCGUGGGACCGAAGCGAGAGAAGAAAACCAGCACGCCCCUGAAGCAGGGCUGAGUAACAUUGGCAUUCCCUUCUGGAAGUAUGUAGCAAGCGACUUACAAUGUUUGAUCUGUGCUUGGAAUUGUCCAUGUCCACGUUUCUCUGUCCAUCCUGUUUGAUGCACGAGCAAACAUCAAAUAUUCCAGCCAAAUUGUUUCCAAGUAGCGCCACCGCAAACCCUAGGAAUCAAGAUCGGGUCCAAAGGUACACGUCUGCGGGGAGUUUCUACUGGCCAUUCGCGAGUUCAUGUG
Emericellopsis atlantica is the source of this 1208-nucleotide messenger RNA. RefSeq lists its product as uncharacterized. Gene Ontology annotation, molecular function: ribonuclease MRP activity. Bases 208 to 972 code for a protein of 254 amino acids. Gene Ontology annotation, biological process: rRNA processing; intronic box C/D snoRNA processing; tRNA processing. The record is from RefSeq and is a predicted model, not a curated record. Lineage: Eukaryota; Fungi; Ascomycota; Sordariomycetes; Hypocreales; Bionectriaceae. Gene Ontology annotation, cellular component: ribonuclease MRP complex; nucleolar ribonuclease P complex; cytosol. The transcript is spliced from 3 exons.